Molecule: messenger RNA, 345 nt
Organism: Bombina bombina (fire-bellied toad)
Lineage: Eukaryota; Metazoa; Chordata; Amphibia; Anura; Bombinatoridae
Product: COP9 signalosome complex subunit 9
Exons: 1
Coding region: 26-199 (57 amino acids)
Biological process (GO): negative regulation of protein neddylation
Source: RefSeq, a predicted model, not a curated record
AAAGUAGUAAGAGAUUGUUUUUAACAUGAAGCCUGCGGUGGAUGAGAUGUUCCCUGAGGGGGCCGGACCCUAUGUGGAUCUGGAUGAGGCUGGAGGAAGCACAGGGCUUCUGAUGGAUUUGGCAGCAAACGAAAAGGCAGUUCAUGCAGACUUUUUCAAUGAUUUUGAAGAUAUGUUUGAUGAUGAUGACAUCCAGUGAUAUGCUUUUAGGUGCAGACCUCUUCCAUCUGUGGUUAUUGAAGGACCAUGCUACCCUGAGUGUCCCAUGAAGCAUAAGAACUAUGUCAAAUAUUUAUUUUUGUCUUGUAAAUAAAAGUACCUAAUAAUAAAAAAAAAAAAAAAAAA